GUUAGUCAGUGGUCGACCGUCUGCCGACUACGUAGUCUGUUUUGCGGUGCGGAUCUUUUAAAUCCUACCAAAAGAAAAGUGUCACGUUGUUAUUUAUUGUGUAUUAUGUGAUGUGUAAAUGCAUAAACUUAGAACUCGAAACGUUUCGUUUUGCAAAAGAAAGUUGUUAAUCUUUAAUAAAAAAUGACUGAACUGAUUGUGUCCCGCGGGGAUACGUUUCCCCGGUCCUUCCUGGAUACAUACCGUUCCAGUAGGACGAGCGAACAGUUUUAUAGCGAUUUAAAAGAGAGCAAAAGCGAUGAACUGGUGCUGCAAGGAUCCGAAGAUAUUCCUAUUUCUCAAGAGAUUCAUCAUGGUCAUUCGGAUAACCUCCUUGAUUCUUCGAUCGCCUGUUCCUCCUCUCCUUCCGAAGGGGAUUUUGUUGAAAAACCUGAAGUUUUGUUACCUAGGAGCCACCGGAGAAGACCACCUACCGUUUAUGAUAGGGUUGAUCCUGAGGAUAGUAUUAGAGAUAUUGUUACUGAAAAUGAUUUUUAUAAAUUUGUUCUAUUCAAAAAACAUUACGAUAAGUACUUACAUUUGAGUCAAGAAUACGAAAAGACGAGGAAUAUAGCGUAUUAUUUAGAAGAAAAAUAUGAUGAAGUAAAGACUGAAAGGGAUGGCUUGAUACAACAGAAAGAGGAAUUGGCGAGAAGAUUGGAAUCCAGCGAGAGUUUGGUGCGGGAAAAAGAAGAUGAAGUUUUCGUUCAACUCGAAAGAAUAGUUUUCUUGGAGGAACAAUGCGAUAAGUUAAAAGCGGAAGUGGAAAUGUACCUACAACAAAAAUCUCAAAUAGAAAAGGAGCGAGACGAAGCCCUAAGACUGCUGAAAGAACAAGCCAGAGAAUCGGAGUUCACCAGGCGGAAACUGGAAAGGGCCCGGCAGGAAGUCUUUCAGCACAUGACGAAGAUCAAAUCCGAAAAGGAACACUUGGAAAGAGAGAAUGAUCAGUUGAAGGAAGCCUUAGAAUUGGAGCGUAAGGGUGGUUUGGGAAAAUACUUGACUCAAGUGUCAUGUAGAUCUCAUAAUAAGAGUGCUGUUGAGAUGCCGUCGAAUGAGAAAGAAGCCGGGCGAGAGGCGACACUUAGCUCGCAAUUUCAGAAAGCGAUGCAACACCUGGCCACGUGCAAACGAAGGAAAUGUUCUGUUUGCGCCUAUACCAGAGCUGUUUUUGGAAAUAUGUCAAGAAAUCAUCCGAGUAACCAUCAAAAAUACGAAAAAAAAUUAUUUUCUUGUCUUCAAACACCAUUCUUAGAAAUGAAAAAUAUGAUUAAACCACCACCCUCCCCGAUUCACGGCGAAGGAGAGAGCCUUUCCGAAUGGUUUUGCCAACUAAGUAUGGCAGAACAAAGCGAAUGUUCUUCGUUAAGCGUUCCUUUUGCAGAAUUAGCAAUCAGUUACAUGGAUGAUACUUCAGAUACAACUUCCAAUAGCUUACCAGCUGAAGGAUGCGACGUUGUUAUUAGACACAUGACCACGGAUAGUGCAAGGGGUUUUAGUAGUGAUUCUGGAUUCUCUUCUGAUGCAUGCGGAGAUUGUAAAAGUAAUGUAACGACGCCGAAAGAAAAGUUUAGUCCAAAAGGAACGUUGGAUGAGGCGGAAUGUGCCAAAUUAACGCGAACUAAAUGGACCGCGUCGUUUCGGAAAUUAAUUAAUCGCAUUAAAAAAUAAAAAAUUAAAUGAUUGUUAGGGUUGCAUGU
Onthophagus taurus is the source of this 1739-nucleotide messenger RNA. RefSeq lists its product as uncharacterized. Lineage: Eukaryota; Metazoa; Arthropoda; Insecta; Coleoptera; Scarabaeidae. The record is from RefSeq and is a predicted model, not a curated record.